Melanotaenia boesemani (Boeseman's rainbowfish) is the source of this 2604-nucleotide messenger RNA. RefSeq names its product zinc-binding protein A33. The record is from RefSeq and is a predicted model, not a curated record. The transcript is spliced from 6 exons. Lineage: Eukaryota; Metazoa; Chordata; Actinopteri; Atheriniformes; Melanotaeniidae. Gene Ontology annotation, molecular function: protein binding; zinc ion binding. Bases 688 to 2085 code for a protein of 465 amino acids.
AAAAAAAAACAACAAAAAAAACAAAAAACAGUAUAGGCACCUGGAGAGAACCUAUGCUGGCACAGGGAAAACAUGCAACCUUAAACAGAAAUCUCCAGGAGAGAAUUCAGCUUUGAAUCUCUUGAAAAUAGCUUGACGUUGUCAGUAGCUAAAAUCCUGUGAUCUUUUAAACCGUUUGUCUCAGGCCAUACCAUGAAGACAAGUCUUGAUUGGAAAAUGGAUAUUCAAAAGUAAUUGUAGCAUUUUUCUCUAAAUCACAAUAAAGAGUUACUUGCCAAGAAAAUUAAAUAACCUAAGUAGCUCAAAAUAUAUGCCAUUUUGUAUGUUAGGCUCUUAACAUGAACAUUAACACUGAAACAUUUGCAUUCACACCCUGAAUGAUCACAUUCCAGACUCGAAGCAAGUUACCAACCAGUUUUAAGCUCCCAGCAACUAGCCAAUAGGGUUUUGUUUCCUGUUUCGCUACAUACAGUGUUUUUUUCCACACUGCUGCAUAACUGAUGUUACACCCACAAAAGUCAUGUGCAGGAAAUCCAAGAGCAUUUGCUACUUCUCGUCAAGAACAAUAGAUUUGGAGUUGGAGCUCUAUGACACAGCAGCAUUUACCCUGGACAGAGGAAGCAAAACUUGAGGACUUAAUGUUUUAAAUUGUGGAUAUAUUGGAAAAUCUACUACAAGCUGACUAUAAUGUCACUUCCAGAGGAGGAUCUUACAUGCCCAGUGUGCUGUGACAUCUUUAAAGACCCUGUUUUGCUGUCAUGUAGCCAUAGCUUUUGCAGGAAUUGUUUGAAGCAUUGCUGGGACACAGGAAUAAGACAAUGUCCAGUUUGCAGGAAAAGAAGACCCAAGACCAAUCCUCCAUCUAAUUUGGCUCUGAAAAAUGUCUGUGAGGCUCUUCAGGAGGUCAAGCGGCAGAAUUCAGAGCAGCUUGAGGACAAGAUGAAGUGUAACCAGCACAGGGAAAAGUUAAAACUCUUCUGUCUGGUUGACAAACAGCCCCUCUGUGUGGUUUGUCAGUCUUCCAGACAGCAUAAGAGGCAUGAGUGUUUACCUGUAGAGGAGGCUCUGCUGGACUGCAAGGACCAACUUGCUACAUCUCUCAAAAACUUGCAAGAUAAACUGAAAAGUCUCGAAAGAAUUCACAGGACCUCUGUUGACAUGUUCAAGUACAUAAAGAGUCAGAGGCUGGAAACAGAGAAGAUGAUCAAAAGCCAAUUUGAGCAGCUACAUCAAGCUCUUUAUCACGAAGAGUCAGCCAGAUUAACGGCUGUGAAACAAGAGGAAGAGGAGAAGAUAGCAUCAGUAAAAGUUAAGAUAAAAGAAAUCUCAGCAGAGGUGCUAUCUGCCUCUGAGGCCAUCUCUGUCAUCCAGAGACAGCUGAAGGAAGAUGACAUGGUUUUAUUGAAGAAUUUUAAAGUAACUCAGGACAGAUGUAAUGGCAAGGUGCUUGGUUUUGACAUGUCUGGACUACUAGUUGAUGUGUCCAAACAUCUCUCCAACCUAAAAUACAGAGUCUGGGAGAAAAUACUUUCCAAUGUUGACUAUACUCCUGUAACUUUAGAUCCAAACACAGCACACCCAUGCCUCAUCCUUUCUGACAAUCUCACUUCCCUCCAUUACUCAAAGCAGUCUGGCUGUUGCCCUGACAACCCAGAGCGCUUCCACAUGAGCGCUGAAGUGGUAAGCACAACUGCGCUAGACUCAGGAAGGCACCACUGGAUUGUGGAAACAGGAAGUAAUCAUGACUGGCUCUUGGGUGUGGCCUCUUUGUCUGUACGUAGAAACGCUGAGAUCUUUGCUCGGCCUGAAAAUGGCUUCUGGACUUUAUGUUUCCGGGACGGAGAGUUCAGAGCGAUGACCUCGCCACCUACUCCACUGACAGUUUCAGAAAUGCCAAAGCAGGUCAAAGUGCAACUGGAUUAUAACAAGGGAAUGGUGUCGUUUAUUGACCCUGCUGACAACGCACUAAUUUAUUCAUUUAGAGAAACAUUCACAGAGCCUUUAUAUCCAUAUUUCUAUACACAAAGCAGUCAACCAUUGAGGAUACUGCCAGAGAAGGUGCUUAUUGCAAUGUUGCGGCAGUGAUGGGGUGAGUCAUUUAUCAUUAAUGAGGAUUGGAGGCAAUCUGUGAUGCUGCAAGUUCUCUCAAAAUAUGUGGUAAGCAUUGAUCAGCCAUGUAAUUCUUCAAGAAAGAUGACAAAAACACACAUGCUUGUCAAAGUACUUUCUUGACUCAAAAUGUCAAAGAAGCACUUUGACAUUUUGAAUAAUUUGCUGAGGGGUAUAAAAGCCUUGCUACCGUUAUAUGUAAAAUAAAUAUUAAGCUACUGCCUAAAAACACACAUAACAAGAUCUGUCAUUUUGGAACCUUUGAAUCCCUUUAAUUGGUAUGUUGGGUAAGCAAUACUUCACAAAAAAAAACAACUAUAUUUUAGAUAAAACAACAUUUCAGAAGAACAUUUCUAAAAUGUAAUAUAGCAAAAGUGAAGUCACAAAAAACAAAUCACAAAAAGCAACAAAGAAAAAAACAUGUAAACAAAAUUACAUGUUUUUGUUUUCACAGCACAACAAACAGGACAAAAUUACAACAUUUCAGAAAACAUU